This is a messenger RNA of Pimephales promelas (fathead minnow), 2311 nucleotides long. RefSeq lists its product as uncharacterized. Gene Ontology annotation, molecular function: RNA polymerase II cis-regulatory region sequence-specific DNA binding; DNA-binding transcription factor activity, RNA polymerase II-specific. The record is from RefSeq and is a predicted model, not a curated record. Gene Ontology annotation, biological process: regulation of DNA-templated transcription. Lineage: Eukaryota; Metazoa; Chordata; Actinopteri; Cypriniformes; Leuciscidae.
UCCCUCGCGAACGCGAAAGCUAACUGGGCUAAGCUAAGCUAAGCUAACUGCUAUCAAAGAGUCGCCGCGCGUCAGAGCGAUUGAGCCGAGAGAGACCUGAUGGAAGAGAGUGAGGAGAGAGAAGAACUGAGUGAAGUGGAGGAGGAAGAACAUGUCAAACCUGGAGGAAAACCCUUGAGUCGCUCAAGGACUAAAAAGACAUUUUUAAAGAAAAGAGCCAAGAGAUCUUUCACCUGCACUCUGUGUGGAACCAGUUUCACAGCCAAACAUCAUCUUGAGCGUCACAUGAGGAUCCACACCGGAGAGAAGCCGUUCACAUGUGAUCAAUGUGGGAAGAGUUUCGGUCAUUCUUCAUACCUUAAAGAACACAUGAGGAUCCACACCGGAGAGAAGCCGUUCUCAUGUGAUCAAUGCGGCAAAUCAUUUCUUAGGGCAUCAGACCUGAAGACACACCUAACAGUUCAUACGAAGGAGAAGCCGUAUUCAUGUUCUGUGUGUGGAAAGAGUUUUCCACUGUGGCUUCAUUUACAUAAACAUCAGAAAAUUCAUACUGCUGUGAAAGAGUACAUGUGCUUUGAGUGUGAGAAGACUUUUACUACAGCGGCCAUUUUAAAACGGCACGAGAUAAUUCACACUGGAGAAAAACCUUACAUGUGUUUACACUGCGACAAGAGAUUCAAUGUGUUAUCAUCUCUGAAAACACAUGAGAGGAUCCACACUGGAGAGAAACCUUACAAGUGUUCACACUGUGACCAGAGAUUCAGUUUUUCAUCAAAUCUGAAAACACAUGAGAGGAUCCACACUGGAGAAAAACCUUACAAGUGUUCACACUGCAACAAGAGAUUCAGUGAUCCAUCACAUCUGAAAACACAUAAGAUGAUCCACACUGGAGAAAAACCUUACAAGUGUUCACACUGCAACAAGAGAUUCAUUCGGUCAUCAUAUCUGAAAAGACAUGAGAUGAUCCACACUGGAGAAAAACCUUACAAGUGUUCACACUGUGACAAGAGAUUCAUUAACCCAUCAUCUCUUAAAACACAUGAGAUGAUCCACACUGGAGAAAAACCUUGCAAGUGUUCACACUGUGACAAGAGAUUCAGUGACCCAUCAUCUCUGAAAAAGCAUGAGAUGAUCCAUACUGGAGAAAAACCCUACAAGUGUUCACUCUGUGACAAGGGAUUCAGUCGAUCAUCACAUCUGAAAUCACAUGAGAGGAUCCACACUGGAGAAAAACCUUACAAGUGUUCACACUGUGACAAGAGAUUCAGUGACUCAGCAAAUCUGAAAACACACGAGAGGAUCCACAGUAGAAAAAAACCUUACAAGUGUUCACACUGUGAAAACAGAUUCAGUCACUCAUCACAUCUGAAAACACAUGAGAGGAUCCACACUGGAGAAAAACCUUACAAGUGUUCACACUGUGACAAGACAUUCAGUCAAUCAUCAACUCUGAAAACACAUGAGAGGAUCCACACUGGAGAAAAACCUUGCAAGUGUUCACACUGUGACAAGAGAUUCAGUCACUCAUCACAUCUGAAAAAGCAUGAGAUGAUCCAUACUGGAGAAAAACCCUACAAGUGUUCACACUGUGACAAGAGAUUCAGUCGAUCAUCGCAUCUGAAAACACAUGAGAGGAUCCACACUGGAGAAAAACCUUACAAGUGUUCACACUGUGACAAGAGAUUCAGUGACUCAUCACAUCUGAAAACACACGAGAGGAUCCACAGUAGAGAAAAACCUUACAAGUGUUCACACUGUGAAAAGAGAUUCAGUGACUCAGCAAAUCUGCGAUCACAUGAGAGGAUCCACAGUAGAGAGAAGCCGCACACGUGUGAUCAGUGUGGAAAGAGUUUCUCUAUUAAAAGUGACCUGAAGCUACACAUGAAGAUCCAUGCAGUGGAGAAACCACAUCACCACAGUCUGAGAUCACGACCCGAUGGAAGAACCAGAGAGAAACCUUACUCAUGUGAUCAAUUCGGGAGGAGCUUCACGGAUAAAGGAAACUUUAAGAGACACAUGAGGAUCCACACCGGAGAGAGACCAUACACAUGUGGUCAGUGUGGGAACAGUUUCAUCAGUAAACAAAACCUUAAGAAUCAUAAGAAGCUUGUUGUAUUUGUAUACCGCUGUAACCUUAGAAAUCAUCCUGAAACAUUCCCAUAACCUGUUACAGUCAUACAUUUAAAGAUGUACAUCCAGUUCUCCAGGACUGAAGCUGAAGACUCAUAAUAUGCAAGCUUUUGUUAUUUUGCUAAACUUUUUUGUUUGUGUAACCAAGUAUAUUUCUUUUUUGUUUAAAUAAACUUUUCUU